Messenger RNA from Cynara cardunculus var. scolymus (artichoke), 1108 nucleotides. Its product is annotated as mitochondrial phosphate carrier protein 1, mitochondrial-like. Gene Ontology annotation, molecular function: phosphate transmembrane transporter activity. NCBI's taxonomy places the organism in Eukaryota, Viridiplantae, Streptophyta, Magnoliopsida, Asterales, Asteraceae. Bases 1 to 936 code for a protein of 311 amino acids. The record is from RefSeq and is a predicted model, not a curated record. Gene Ontology annotation, biological process: mitochondrial phosphate ion transmembrane transport. The transcript is spliced from 6 exons. Gene Ontology annotation, cellular component: mitochondrial inner membrane.
AUGCUCCAAGAAACGAAGCUGUGUGAAGAAUUUUCAGCCAAAUAUUAUGGGAUCUGCGCCCUUGGAGGAAUGGUCAGUGCCGGAGCUACGCAUGUCGCUAUUACUCCUCUUGAUGUCCUCAAAGUUAAUAUGCAGGUGAAUCCAGUCAAGUAUAAUAGCAUUUCUACCAGCUUUACCACUCUACUGAGAGAGGAUGGGGUUUCGGCUUUCAGGAGAGGCUGGACCGGCAAAUUCUUUGGAUAUGGUGUUCAAGGCGCUUGCAGAUUCGGCCUUUAUGAAUACUUCAAGAAACUUUACUCCAACAUUCUAAAAGACCAAAACAAGACUACAAUAUUUUUCUUCAGCAGUGCAUCUGCUGAAGUGAUUGCUAAUGUGGCUCUUUGUCCUUUUGAGGCCAUCAAGGUUCGUGUUCAAGCUCAACCCCAGUUCGCAAAGGGUCUAGCCGAUGGCUUCCCAAAGCUAUAUGCAUCAGAAGGUCUUCAUGGCUUAUACAAAGGGCUCAUUCCACUUUGGGGUCGUAACUUACCAUUCUCUAUGAUCAUGUUUUCAACUUUUGAGCAUUCGGUGGAUUUUCUGUAUCGUAAAGCUAUUCAAAGAAAAAAGGAAGAUUGUUCGAUCACACAACAACUUGGCGUUACAUGUUUAGCUGGAUACGCUGCUGGAUCUGUUGGGAGCAUCAUUUCGAACCCUGCAGACAAUAUCGUUGCUUCUCUCAAUAACAAAAAGGCUGGUAGUCUGAAGCUGGUUGUGAAGAAAAUUGGAUUGCGGAAUCUAUUUACGAGAAGUCUUCCUAUCAGGAUCAUGCUCGUGGGGCCUGUUGUGACUUUACAAUGGCUAUUCUAUGACACCAUCAAGGUGUUAAGUGGCCUACCGACAAGUGGGCACAUUUGCUCUGAAGUAGAAGAUACUGGGGACAAGAUUCAAGUAAACACUUGAGUUCAUGUUCACAAACAGAACAUGUUACAGGUUAUUUCUGCAAAACCCAUCCUACUAAUGGAGUCCAAGAACCAUUCGCUUUUCUCAGUUUUCAAGUCCUAGGGGAACAUGUUUUGCCUCAGUUUUAUGCUUCAUUCCUUGAGGAUAUAUCAAGCAGCUAGUUUAUAAUCAU